GCGGGGACGGAGUCGCUCUUCCGGUUGGCGUUUGACUGGCGGGGCCUUGCGCAGCCGCUGCGUCCCCGCCUGCCCGGGGCUUGCGGCCGCAGCCAUGGAGGAGGCCGUGACCGAGCGGCGGCGGCGGAAGCGGCGGCGGCAGCAGGAGCAACAAGCGGCGGCGGAGAAGCGGAGCCCCCGGCGCCCCCGCUCCGCCCGGGGCAGCCAGUCCCCCCCCGCCGAGCAGGGCCCGGCCCGCCCGGGCCGCAGCAGGUCACCAGCAAAAAGAAAGAACAAGUCCUCUGCUAAAAGAAGCAAGUCUCCUCGAAGUAAAAGAAGUAGAAGCCCUCAUCAUAUUGUAGUCAAAGUAAAGCAGGAGCGAGAUGAUCAUUCCCGGAGAGGACAUGAGGAACGACAGCACAGAGGUCAGUCAGAGCAAGAACACAGACGAGAUAGAAAUGGUGACAGAGACAGACACAGAGAUCGUUCAAAGAGAAGGAAAAAUCCCAAUGAAAGGCCAGGAGGUCGAGGGUAUGAAAGAGAGAGGGAUACCCAAAAUCUCCGUGAGCAGCAAGACGAGAGGGAAUUUUAUAAUGAGAGAAGACGUGAGCAUCGCCAGAAGAAUGAAGCAAGCAGUGGUGAUGAGACUCUGGACCUUGGGAAACCUGAUGGUGAAAAUAAAGACAAAGAUCCAACAAAUAAAGAGAAACCAAGUUUUGAACUGUCUGGUGCACUCCUGGAGGAUUCAAACACCUUCCGAGGUGUUGUGAUUAAAUAUAGCGAGCCCCCGGAAGCUCGGAUUCCAAAGAAGCGAUGGCGUCUCUAUCCUUUUAAGAAUGAUGAGGUUCUCCCAGUCAUGUACAUUCACAGACAGAGUGCUUACCUGUUGGGCAGGCACCGAAGAAUCGCAGAUAUUCCUAUUGACCACCCCUCUUGCUCCAAACAGCAUGCUGUGUUUCAGUAUCGGCUUGUGGAGUACACCCGUGCCGAUGGUACAGUUGGCCGCAGAGUCAAGCCUUACAUCAUUGACCUUGGCUCUGGCAAUGGUACUUUCCUAAAUAACCAACGGAUUGAACCUCAACGUUACUAUGAAUUGAAAGAAAAGGACGUGCUGAAGUUUGGGUUCAGCAGCAGGGAAUAUGUCCUUCUCCAUGAAUCUUCAGAUACAUCUGAGGUGGACAGGAAACCAGAUGAGGAGGAGGAAGAAGAGGAGGAGGAGGAGGAAGAGUCAGACAGUUAACAGAUCAGAAAGAGACUUCAAAGAUCUUCUUUCAGUAGAACUUGAGUCUGGAUGUGAACGUUGAAGCAUCACAGCACUGAUGCCUCUUAUUGCCUUAAAGUCUUUCCUCUGUUGCUGAUCAGCUCUCACUGUAGUUAAUUUUGGGAAACUCCUGACUUACUCAUCUCUUUUGUAGGUUUGAAACUUAUCAGGAAAUACAGCUUUUGCUUUAAGAAGAUUCUCCCUAAUAUAAAGAAAAUAAAAUAGAAGGCACCUGAAAGUGAGAGUUCCAGGGAUGGAGCUCUUCAUCACAUGUAAAAAUAAAUAUGUAAGGUUGUACUUAAAGGAUAUGGAACAAAAUAGGCAUUUUUAAAAAGAACAUGGUUUUGCAAACUGUUUUGUCGACAAUCCUUUGAAAUUGCCCCUUUAUUCUUAACUAGAAUCUUAGUUAAAUCGAACAUGAUCUGAUGUUUUGUAGUGUCCAGUUAUUUGAUCUGAUUUGCUGAAUUGUACACACAGCAAACCACUCGCUAGCAGAGGAAUUGACCAGGUUUGUGUCACUGAAAAGGAAGAUACGUUGCAAAUCUUCUCUUUGUAUUCAUAUGAUUUAGGUAGCCAGUUUGCAUUGAAAUGGUUUUUCAGGGAAGGACGUUUCACCAGAAUACCUUGUAAUUUAUAAGCAGUGUAGCUUUGAAAAGAAAGAAAAUGCUUCAUGGGACCUUAAGUUAUGAUAGUGUGGCUUGCUGUCGAAGGCUGUAUGCACUCAGUAUGUUGCAAAUGUUUGCUGACAUUGCCUCUGGAUACUGAUUUUUAUCCAUAUUUGAAGCUAGUUUUUUUGUUACUUUGACACCACUCUGACCCAUGAAUCAUUUCACAUAAUUUCUGCGUUUAAUUGUUGCCAUCAAAAAGAAAAAUAGCCAUUGUUUGUUUUAACCAUAAUUUGCACUAUUUUUUUUAAAUUUUACGUUAUGGAAAAUAUUGUACUGUCAUGUCUGAAAUACUUUUUCAUCUGCCUGUAACAGAAAACAGUCAAUACUUCAUAAUUGUGAAGUUUUGUUUCAGAAAAACAUUUUCAAAGCAUGGAACUAUUUAGAUUUGCAUAAAUUCAGACAUCUUCCUGAGUUUUACCUUGUGAUAUAAGAAAUGUAACUUACUUCACUUUGAUUACUAAUUUUCCCUCCUGUUUGUGAUGUAUGGGCACAUACUGUCUUCAUGUGUUAUGUAUAUACUUCUUGUGUGUAUAUACAUAAGUUGUAUAUUUAUACACACAACAAAAGUUUGUGUAAAUAUGGGGUGUCCAUGCGGGUUUUCAAACAGUAGGCAUAAGAAGAAUGUGCUUUGGAUAGCAGACUGUCCUUUAUAUGUACUCUGGGGUUUUUAAAUAAAGAAUUUGUAAAUUUAGCCCUAGCUGCCUUUAGUUGUAACAUUUUUCUAGUGUCCAGCUUGGUUUUGCUUUAUAUUUUCUGAAAUAGAUACUAUAUAUAUAUAUAUAUUCUUAAUAAAAAUGCACAAAUACAAAAAGGGUGGGGGAAAUUCUAAUAUUGAGGGUAUACAUUGUUUAGAAUGCUGUAAUACAUUCAGCAAGGAAAGGCUAGAUUGGUGAAACAUAGAUAAUUCUAGAAUUGUGUUCGUUUGGUAAUUCAUUACUUUUAUUUUUUGUUAAUACUAUAGUACUACUUUAUUUUGUCAUAAAAAGCAGGAGUACCAGUCAGAAGAUGAAAUUUCUCAUCUUUACAAAUGGCAUUAUUGUGGUUUCAUGGCUCAGUGGCAGAUCUCCGUGUGUACACUUGAAGAUUAUUUUGUGUGUCUGCUUUAAAAUGGGAGUGAUCACAUCUAAUUCAAACGAGCGCUGAUUAUACUUCUCGCAGAGCUGAGCAGUCUCUCACUUCUGCCAGCAGCACCCAAGCCAUCCUAGUUUUUGGUGUCUGUGUGCCAGCUGUGCUGUUGCAUGUUUGUUUUGUAAUCUGAAUGUACACCCAUCGGGUACUGAAGUCACCAAAGACUCCAGCUAGGUGAUUUUAUGUUCUACUCCGGCAGAUCCUAUCUGUACACUCUUAAAAAAAUAGUGUUUGUUCUGAAAGUGAGAGAGGGGUGCAUAUGGCUCAAACCAGAGCUGUGAAACCCUUGCGUGGCUGCAUGGUACCUAGCCAAGUUUAGUGUCUGUGAUUUCCAGUUGCGUUGUGUUAGUAUCUUCUGGAAUGUGGACAUAUAUACAUUAAGGGGUGCCUAGACCACCAAACAUAAUAGAUUAUAUGACUUGACAGAUUCAACCAAUACUUUGAAAGAUGGGCUAGUUUGUCCUAAAUCUUUACUUUUUUCAGAAAGUGUCACCAGCACCUUUGGAUUAUUUUAAAAAUUAAAAUGUUGGCUGCUACUAGCUCAACAGGUUUAACCUAGUUAGACAAAACAGAACAUAUAAAGCCUAAUAAAGUGCAGUACUGAUUUCUUCUUAAUAAAUAUGACACUGGCCCAUUAGAAUGGAUCUUCUUUCUUCCACAAAGAGAAGACACAGAGCUCAAAUACUCAUAGCUGUGAUGUAAAGGUGAGAUUAAAAAUAUGAGUAGAACACUUUUUCAAGUUUGUUCACUAUACACUUCCUGAUGUUGCUGAUUUGUGACUCUUUCAGCUCCAUCUAAGGAAUGGCACUGAUUUGCUUCAGGCAGAAGUCAUGUCCAGUCAUGGGUCUGGAUGUAUGAAAUGUCUACUGAAAUUCCUAAAUAGGGUACAAUGUGAUGAUUUGUAAUUACCCUUUUCAGACUUGAUUACACAGUGUACAAUAGCACAAAACUAUUAUUUUGAUUUUUGCUGUACUGCAUCAGUUGGGGUGGCUUUUUUUUUUAUGCUAGACCAAAUAGGUUUCUUGUGGUAGAAUCCAACAACUGUAGUACACCAACACUCUGUGGUGGUGUGAAAACCAAAGCAACCCUCUUUCUAAAUGCAACAUCCAAAUUUACGUGCAAGUGAUUUCUUCCCCCCCCACCUUGUUUUUUUAUUAGUGUAAAAUCUGAUGACUCCUUGUAUCAGGCCAUGAAAACACUUAGAAAUGCAUGUAUGUAAAGUUAUACUAUUAAUAUUAUGCAACUAAUGUGCUUAAGUGUUUGCAGGAUUGGGCCCAUAAAUUGUCCUAAUUGGACAAUAUAAGAAUUUUACUCAGUAUUUCUUUCCAUCGCUCUGUUCUGCUUUUCCUGGGAAAUAGCUUGCCCCAAUGUGGUCAUGAACCAGCUCAGUAACUACCAAUGCAAUGUGAUGUUUUACUGUUGGUGAUUGAAGUAUUGAUUCAAAUAUCAAAUUUUCCUUAAAUUGUUUAAAAGCUUGCAUCUUUUAAAAAUAUCUUACGGCAGUUCAAGCUAGCUGCCAUUUGCUAAGCAUCACAGAAGUUUACAUUUUGGAACUGAGUUUUACUUGUGGAAAUAUACCAGUUGUAUCUUUUUUUGAAUGGUUGUGUCUACACUUUGUUAUAAAUGGCACAGUAUUUAGCAUACAGUAUGUUAAGUUUGUAUCAAGUCAAAUGUAUAAAAUCCAUUUUAAAUUAAAAUUCUAGAAUUUCAUC
Dermochelys coriacea (leatherback sea turtle) is the source of this 4748-nucleotide messenger RNA. It is a transcript of the gene SNIP1, whose product is annotated as Smad nuclear interacting protein 1. Bases 95 to 1219 code for a protein of 374 amino acids. Lineage: Eukaryota; Metazoa; Chordata; Testudines; Dermochelyidae. Gene Ontology annotation, cellular component: nucleus. The record is from RefSeq and is a predicted model, not a curated record. Gene Ontology annotation, biological process: miRNA processing. Gene Ontology annotation, molecular function: mRNA binding; protein binding. The transcript has 4 exons.